This is a messenger RNA of Closterium sp. Naga37s-1, 576 nucleotides long. The record is from the annotation of a GenBank genome assembly. Lineage: Eukaryota; Viridiplantae; Streptophyta; Zygnematophyceae; Desmidiales; Closteriaceae.
AUGUCCCCCUUUUCCUUUCGUCGCCCUCGCGAUAUCCCUUCCCCCUCGCGUCGCCUGUCCGCUCCCCCUCCCCUCGCCUUCGCGCUCUCCCUCCCGUCGGCCUCGCGCUCUCCCGCCCUUCGCCUUCGCGCUCUCCCUCCCGUCGCCUGUCCGCUCUCCCUCCCAUCGCCUUCGCGCCCUCCCUCCCUUCGUCUUCGCGCUCUCUCUCCCGUCGCCUAUCCGCUCCCCCUCCCCUCGCCUUCGCGCUCUCCCUCCCGUCGCCUUCGCGCUCCCCCCCCCCCGUCGCCUGUCCGCCCUCCCUCCCUUCGCCUUCGCGCUCUCCCUCCCGUCGCAUGUCCGCUCUCUAUCCCGUCGCCUGUCCGCUCCCCCUCCCAUCGCCUUCGCGCUCUCCCUCCCGUCGCCUUUCUCCUACCCCACUUCAUCUCCUAUCACUCACGUCCUCCCCUCCCAUCGGCAUCGCGCUCACGUUCCUCCCUCCCGUCACCAUCGCGCUCACGUGCACCUGUCUUCGCAUCGCCUUCGCGCUCAUGGCCUCCCCUCCGAUCACCGAUCCCCCAUUUGCAGUCGCCUACGUGA